Molecule: messenger RNA, 1221 nt
Organism: Mesocestoides corti
Lineage: Eukaryota; Metazoa; Platyhelminthes; Cestoda; Cyclophyllidea; Mesocestoididae
Source: the annotation of a GenBank genome assembly
AUGCCUCCGGUUGGUUGCGAAAAAUCCCAAGGUGAUGUGGAGAAUGAGCAUUGCAUAAAUGUGGACACCAUCAAAUCUUCUUUAAACUGCAUCAAUGUAUCUAAUGCUCAAUGCUUUCGACCACAAAAUGUUGGUUCUGUGAUUCCCCCACCAGCAAAUCCGUUCUAUCCGUUGUCGAAUCCUCGGGAUACUGAUCUAAAAUGUGAAAUAUGUUCCGAACCAGCCUAUUUGCACAACAUAGAACAUCAAAAAAUUGAUUGGGUGGGGAUACAUGAGCAGAUCUGUUCAACGUUAGGACGAUUAAGGAAACCAUUUGGUUUCAUUCCCUCUGAGGAAGAUCGUCGCAAGAAAAUGGAAGAAAUUCAACAUAUUCAGUUGAAAAUGGUUCAAAUAACAAAAAGGGCUGGACAGAGACUGCUGUUAUUAGGAAUGCCACAGGAGGCUGUCCCUGCGGCUUUGCAAUGUCUAAAAUUUUCGUCCAGUGCCUACGGAAUGGCAAGUGUUGAACUAGUUGUCCCCUAUCUAAUUUUAGCCGAAUCUAGUCUCAUGUUAAAAAGGAUCGACCAGGCUGAAUCGUAUCUUGCACAAGCUCAAUGGACAAUGUUAAAGACACAGCAUGAAUGCCCCCACGCUAUUAGAUCUGCGUUACACAGAAAAAUGGGCCUCCUUUAUACCGCGAAAGGGGAGUAUCAAGCUGCGUUGGAAAGUCUCGCGCAAGAUAUUUUUUAUUCAUCUUGUGCUUACGGACCAAAUCACAUUCGAACGGCUGGAGGGUACUUCCAGAUGGCCAGUGUUUUUUACAAAAGUCACUGUAAAGAUAUUGAGUUUGUGCGCAAUCUCGUCGAUCGCGAUUGUGAAGACUUUGACAACCGUUGCAAAGACGGACAAAAACCUACAGGGAAGCAACAAUUUCCAGGUGCGGAUAAUUGUCGUCCAAUGCCCCCCGCUCUAGUGCUUAAAGAAAGGCCCUCCUUCGACGAGAUGACAGCUUGUGUCAACUCUCAAACGUACAUGUCAAGGGUCUAUAAAAAACCUUCCGUGCUUCAGAGACCGGUAAAUAAAGACCGCGUGGCGGAUGAUCUGUACGCUCGUGUCGUUGAUAUUUGGGCAAAGUACUUAGCUUCAAUUAUUGCUUCGAGGAUUAAAAGACCUGAGACACCUUGCAAUUGCAAACGUUUGCUGCCGGAGCCGAAAUCUGACGAUUUGGAACUUGGUGAGUGA